UGAGGAUGAAUAUAAUAUGGUGGUUAUGAGUGUUCCAGAUGCUGAUUUCUACGACUUCGACAAGGAUCGGAUUCAAUCUUCGUUUGGAGAAAACCAGGUUUGGGCUGCUUAUGAUGAUUACGGAAUGCCUCGAUGGUAUGCACUGGUCCAUAGGGUUGUCUCUCAAGAACCGUUCAAGCUGUGUGUUUCUUGGCUUAAUGGCAAGAAAAAUGGAUAUGUGGGUUCAAUGAAGAGGUGGAUUGAUUCAGGGUAUUAUAAGACUAGUGGAUGCUUCUCAAUCGGGAAAUAUAGCAGCAACGACUCUCUCAACUCCUUCUCACAUAGAGUCCAAUGGACAAUAUGUGAGAAAGGAUUGGUGCACAUAUAUCCGAGAAAAGGCAAUGUAUGGGCUCUUUAUGAAAAUUGGUCACCAUCUUGGGAUUUUUCAACUUCAGUAGAAGAAAUGAACAAGUAUGAAAUGGUAGAAGUCCUUCAAGAUUUCGACGAAGAGAACGGUGUGAAGGUUGUGCCUCUUGUUAAACUCUCGGGAUUUAAAACUUUAUUCCGUCGCCAUCCAAGUCAGAGGACAUACCCAAGGAAAGAACUAUUCAGGUUCUCGCAUCAAGUUGCUUAUCAGUUGCUUACAGGUGAAGAAGGUGAGAAUGCUCCUGACGGUUGCUUGGAGCUUGAUCCAGCAGCUUUGACACCGGAGCUUCUCAAGGUUCUCACUGAGGAGGAGAUGAGAGAAGUGGAGAAUGCAGUCGAUAAACCAAAUGAGGAAGCAGAUGAGGUUAGUGGAAACUAUUAACAAUGUUAAAAUUAAUUAUGAAGCAAAUAGGAAGCUUGAAAUGGAAAGUAACAACGAGGUUUGUGUGCAGGUUUACAAGAGGACAUAAGAGGAUAAUAAAGAUGGUACUGGAGAUCUAUUUUGCAAGAAACCCUUUUUUUUUUUUUUGCCUUUUGCUUUAUUUUAAUUUCAUUCAAAAAACUUCAGUGAAGCUGAUUAGUUCAGUAUCAAUAUGUACUGAUUCAGUGACUUUAUCUUUACAUUUUAUUUUGUUUUUGAAAGUUGUUGGAUGCUCCUAGAAUAAUGAUUGUAUCUUGAUGCUGGGUUUUCUUAUUGGAAUGAGACUUUGAUUAUAUGUUAUAUUCAAAAGAAAUCAUGGAAAGAAGCCAAAAGAAAAUUUCAUAGUGAUCCCCUCAGAAUGUUGUGUGUAUCAGUCUCAUACUCAACUCACAUAGUAAGGACUAAGGAGAUAAAGUCAUUGAAAGAAACUUUUACACCUUUGACAAAAACCCCAUUCAAGAUAACCCUUAAACUUUUUCAGAUUGCACAUUUUAUUCGUUUUCUAACAUCUCCUAGCUUGUAGAACAAUAGUGAGCCAGAGACUAAGGUUCCUCCAUAUAUAUAUCCCUGCUUGAGACCGGCCAGUGACCUUCAUAUCUCUUGUAAUUAUAAUUUCUCAAUGACAUAAGGAUACUUUCCAUGUGAUUUGCAAUGAGAUUCCUCCUUAAUUAAACAGAGAGAAGUCAUGUUCCAUGUCGACGCUUAUCAUUUCCAUCUCCACUCAAAAACUGUUUCAUUUCUCCUUGAAGUAUAGUUUUAAUUU
Arabidopsis lyrata subsp. lyrata is the source of this 1589-nucleotide messenger RNA. RefSeq lists its product as uncharacterized. The record is from RefSeq and is a predicted model, not a curated record. Lineage: Eukaryota; Viridiplantae; Streptophyta; Magnoliopsida; Brassicales; Brassicaceae. The coding region runs from base 17 to 787 and encodes 256 amino acids. The transcript has a single exon.